Molecule: messenger RNA, 2572 nt
Organism: Clupea harengus (Atlantic herring)
Lineage: Eukaryota; Metazoa; Chordata; Actinopteri; Clupeiformes; Clupeidae
Gene: mettl13
Product: methyltransferase 13, eEF1A lysine and N-terminal methyltransferase
Source: RefSeq, a predicted model, not a curated record
AAACUCAUGUUUGCAAUUUGGAGGAAAAAAAAAAUCCGGAACAUAAACACAUCCGGUUCCCUGAUAGCCCUAACUGACCAAUCAGAGCCUGUUCUGUGUGUACGGCUGAGAAAUGUGUCCGGGUUGAUUACACGUUUCAAUGAUGUGCCACUCAUGUGGUUGCGCUGGUGGAGGCUGAAAGCAAGAUAAAUUGACAACUGUUCGAAGUAACGCUAACGGUCUUGCAGACUACUCAUUUCCAGUAUUAAGCUGCUAAUUUUGAAGAAGCUUUACCUUCGAUUCGUAAUGAAAUUAGACAAGGGCGAGGGUCGUUAGAACAGAUUUAUGAAGUUGCUGACCAAGUUGAUUAUCCGGCUGUCCUGUCCAGCGACUGUUUACUUCAACUGCCAUUAGCAACACGUUCUCUGUGCUGCUUAUGUUCUAGCAGAGAAUAAUUUGAGAACAGUUUAAAAGAAUGAGUUUGUUGCCACGCACUACAGAGGAGCUUAGCUCGGCGGACUACUGGGAGCGUUUUUUUCGCAAACGUGGAGACAAGGCAUUCGAGUGGUAUGGCGACUAUCAUUCUCUCUGUGGAGUGCUUCACAAAUACAUCAAACCCCGUGAUCAGGUGCUGGUGGUGGGCUGUGGCAACUCAGAACUGAGUGAACAGCUCUAUGAUGUGGGCUAUCAGCAGCUCACCAACAUUGACACCAGCGAGACGGUGGUGUCAAACAUGAACCAACGCAAUGCUGAACGCCGACCCGGCCUGACUUUCCAAUUAAUAGAUGCCACUCAAACAGGAUUUGAGGAUGGCAGCUACCAGGUGGCGCUAGAUAAAAGCACCCUCGAUGCCAUGGCCUCUGAAGAGGAAGGUGCACUGGCCAAAAGGAUGUUGACAGAAGUUAGUAGGGUGAUGGCGGUUGGCGGCCGUUAUGUCUGUGUUACUCUGGCCCAGGAGCACGUGGUGCGUCUAGCUGUGGAACACUUCUCCAGUGCAGGCUGGGCCAUACGGCUCCACUGCAUGACCAAGGAGGAGGACCAGGACUCAGACUCCACCACAUUUGCCCUGCCAGUCUUCGUUCUUGUCUGCACCAAGUUUCGGCAGCCCCCCCCUUUCCUGGUGCUGGAGAUGUGCUUGGGGGAGGAUGGUGCCCCUAAAAGACUUUCAUCUGUGCCUGAGCUUCUGGCUGCAGUAAAAGAGAGGCAGGCUUAUGCCCUCUUACGGCAGAAGCUCCAUGGAGGUACAGACUCAGCCAGCAGCCCCUCUCUCACUCUGUGCCACACAGCCACAGGCUUGCCUCGGUACACCCUCACCGUGAAGGACAGCCCACCCAAUGCCAAAGUGCCACGUCUCAAUCAUUUCGCAAUCUUUAUAGUGCCACAAGGUCGUGAGUCUGACUGGCUGUAUGGGUCUGCUGAGGGCCGUGUACAGUUAGCGUCCAGUGCCAACUUCAGACGCCUGGUUAUUGUGUCUAUGCACCGAGACCAGGAGUAUCAGGACAUGCAGGCUAUCCAAGCAGAGCUCUCGCCAAUGGUGAUGGAACUUGCUCCUCCAGGAAUGCCAGCCAAUCAGCAGGUGCCCUUCCUCUCUGUGGGAGGGGAUCUGGGUUGGAGGAAGGUGGUGGGGAAGGGGGUCAGUGAGCUCACGGGGGAAUUCUCUGUGGAGGACGUCAGAGGGGAGGACGGCCAUCUCUACCGCCGACUGAUCUUCCUGAAGAACGACCAGCUGGUGCAGUCUGAGAGUCGUCUCAGCACACCACCAAAAGCAUCUGCGGCCCGCAAGAAGAAGAAUAAGAAAAAAUCAUGUCCUGCACCUUCCGAAGCCACUCCCAGAGCUCCAGCUUCUGAUCCUUCUAGUCCCUCAUCUGUAGAUCACAGUGUCCUAUGCUGCACUCAUCAUGAGGUCAUGGUCGCUGGCUUAGCCAUGUUGGGGUUGAACACAAGUGCCAACAAAGAGCAACCAAUAUCUGUGCUGCUGGUGGGACUGGGAGGCGGAGGGCUGGCCCAGUUUGUGCACGACUUUGUCCCAUCGUCGCAAAUGGAUGUGGUCGAGCUGGACCCUGCUGUACUCGACUUGGCUCAAACCUGGUUCGGGUUCCAGCCAAAUGACAGACUUAAGGUCACACUGGCUGACGGACUGGCCCACAUAACCUCUCUGGAGAUCCAGGGUGGGCAUUCUUAUGAUGUCAUCAUGUUUGACGUUGACAGCAAAGACCCCAGCCUGGGAAUGAGCUGCCCUCCGCCUGCCUUUGUAGAAAAAGCCCUACUGGAAAAAGUGUUCUGCCUGUUAAGUUCACGAGGUGUGUUCAUGUUAAAUCUGGUGUGCCGAGACACUUCCUUACGGCAGAAGGUGAUGGAGUCUGUGCGAGAGGUCUUCCCCCGGGUGUACUCCCGCUCUAUCGAGGGUGAGGUGAACGAUGUGCUCUUCUGCUUGAGAGAGGCAGGCAAAAGCAAAGAUACUGGUGUCCCUGAAGAGCUGAAAAAGGCAGCUAAGAGCCUACAGGGGGCGAUACGAGCACACAGCCAGGGAGGACCCGGCAGCCCACACAUUGAUAUCGCUGCAAUGUUGGAGGAUCUUAGAAUAGCAUAAAAU